Cercospora beticola is the source of this 1987-nucleotide messenger RNA. Lineage: Eukaryota; Fungi; Ascomycota; Dothideomycetes; Mycosphaerellales; Mycosphaerellaceae. The record is from RefSeq and is a predicted model, not a curated record.
AUGUCGACUCAAUCAUUUUCAGUACCAGUAGCUUUUACGGACAUCGAUCGCGAACCCAAGAACAUAUGGGUGGAAUAUGGCCCGCCGGAGAGACGAACUAUCCCGAAAGGCUGGACCAAGGAUGAAGGACGCCGCCCUUUCCCAGUCGAUGUGACAUGGGACAAGGACAUUCGCAUCACAUUACGUGAUGGCGUCGAACUGCUGGCAGAUGUCUUUCGCCCUGUGACAUCAGACGAAACACCCGUCCCAGCAAUCAUGCCCUGGAGUCCAUAUGGGAAAACAGGUUCUGGAAUGCAACAGCUUGACAUGUUUCCUUGGAGAGUUGGAGUGCCUCGGCAUGCAACAAGCGGUCUGGAAAAGUGGGAAGCUCCCGAUCCUGCAGAAUGGGUUGCCCGCGGGUAUGCUAUCGUCAACAUUGAUGCUCGUGGAUCAUUCACAUCAGGAGGAGACUUCUUCGUGUAUGGUACUCAAGAGGGUCGAGAUGGCUACGACAGUAUCGAGUGGAUCGCGAAACAGCCAUGGUGCAACUCGAAAGUCACAAUGGCUGGUAACUCUUGGCUUGGUACGACGCAAUGGUUCAUCGCGGCAGAACAGCCUCCUCAUCUGGCUUGUAUGGCGCCUUGGGAAGGUCUUGGCGACUACUAUCGGGAGUCUAUUUGUCGCGGCGGUAUUCCUGAUCAUGCCUUUUGGGAUGUGCUCAUGGCUUGGGCCUGCGGCCCGCACCAGCGUGAGGACGUCGCGGCUAUGGUCGAUCAGUAUCCGUUGUGGAACGACUACUGGGAAGACAAGAAGCCGAAGCUGCGUAAUAUCACAGUGCCUAUGUAUGCGACCGCGAGUUACUCCACCGGCUUGCAUACGGAAGGCUCCUUGCGCGGCUUUCAGCUUGCUUCGUCGACUGAGAAAUGGCUACGUUGGACUACUACCCAAGAAUGGCACGACAUCUACCAGAAAGAAAAUAUUGACGACUUGCAGAAAUUCUUCGACAAGUACAUGAAAGGUAUAGACAAUGGCUGGGAGAAGACACCCAGGCUCAGGCAAUCUAUGCUGGGCUAUAACCGACCGUCAGUGGUCAACCGACCAGCAACCGAGUAUCCGCCUCCGGAGUUUCGUUACGAAACAUUGUACUUGGAUGCUGCAACUGGAACUUUGACCGAAGCCCAGGUAGCAGAAGAAGCCAACUCUGGAUAUCAAGCCGACUCGUCAACUGAGGAAGGCUGCUUCUUCACGUAUACAUUCCACGAAUACACCGAACUUUGUGGAAUAUCCAAAGUCAAGCUCUUCAUGUCUACAGAUGAUCACAACGAUAUAGACGUCUACGUCGUAAUCCGCAAACUCGACAAAAAUGGCACGGCCCUCUGGCACCAAAAUAUCCCCAUGAAAGACCUCCCACCAGGCACAAAACCCUCAGACAUACCAAACGAGAACGUAUGGCGGUACAUUGGUCCCUCAGGCCGUCUCCGCGCAUCUCAUCGCGAGAUCGUCCAAGAAGAGCUUCCAAACCUUUCCACUUCUGAGUACAACGAUCUCAUGGGACCAGCGUACGUCUAUCAUCCUCACACUUCUGAGCAGAAGCUGGCAAAAGGCGAGAUCGUGGAAUUGGAGAUUAGUCUCUGGCCCGGUGGGAUUGUAUUUGAUGCUGGAGAGGCGAUGAGGUUGGAAGUUAAAGGCAGACAUCCGAUUCUGCCUGAGUUUGAUGGAUUGGAGAAGAAGAUUGUGAAUUUCAAUGUUGGGAGGCAUAAGUUGUAUACUGGAGGGAAGUAUGAUAGUCAGUUGGUUGUUAGUCUGAGGCGGGGUGAGAGGGCAGCAGCGCCAGGAUAGUGCUGUCUGCAGAGCAGAGCAGAAACCUCGACGAGUGUAGCAGACUCCGCGGGAUCUGCAUGUUCGCCGGUUCGUCUCUUUUACAAACGGAUUUUGAGCCAAGGCGGGAUACAUUCUUCCAAGACUUGGCGCAUACAUAGCGCUGCAGUUUGCCUGGUUAAAGCCGGAC